AUGUGUAGCUCAAAGAAGAAAAAGCAAAGGAGCUUCUUUGUUGAAGAUAAACAAACACCAAUACCUAUACGCGUCAAUAAGCGAAAGCUCAAUAAUGAAGAACCAACACAGUCAGACUUUGCUAAAAGAAGCAAACGGCAACAUAAUAAUGACCUUACCUAUUUUACAUGCUUUGACAAUUCAAUGCAUAAUUAUAUCUCUACUGUGAUUUUGAAUAAGAUAAGGAACAGCAAAAAACUUGAGGCUGGCCUCCUGAAAGCGAAAAACAGCUUGUCAAACAAGACAAGGUUUCCACCCGUAAUCAUGACAAAUGCUGCGUCUUUUGCCGGCCUGGAGACUAGUGUGAUGAGAAGCUUUAUGGAAAACAGUGGCCAAAAGUUGAUAAUUGAGUUAUGGAAAGACUAUGUCAACGAAAACUUUGAUUCGAUUGCCAAAACUUCCAGGGACAGAAAUCUUUUCUUUAAAAAAGAAGAAUCUUCCUCUUCAUUAGUCGAAUCAAGUUCAAGUGGUAUUAACGUGGAAGAACAAUAA
Messenger RNA from Rhizopus microsporus ATCC 52813, 531 nucleotides. RefSeq lists its product as uncharacterized. NCBI's taxonomy places the organism in Eukaryota, Fungi, Mucoromycota, Mucoromycetes, Mucorales, Rhizopodaceae. Bases 1 to 531 code for a protein of 176 amino acids. The record is from RefSeq and is a predicted model, not a curated record. The transcript has a single exon.